AUGGCUCCCGCCAAGCUCCUCAUCGGGCUGCUGGCCUCCGCGGGGGCGUCCCUGGCAGGCGCUGACGACUGGCGCAUCGGGAGGGGCAGCUUUUACGGGAACGAUGCCUGGCCCAUCCACAAGGGCAACUGCGGCUUUGGCUACAUCAGCGAGGACCAGCCCGCGGGCUGGGACGUGGUGGCGCUGUCGGACCAGUUCCCAAAUUAUUCUGGCAGCUGCGGGCGCUGCUAUGAGGUAGCCUGCAACCCGGCAGUGGUCAAAGACGGCUACGGCAAGAAGUUUGACCGCACCAAGGUGUGCUUCGACCCAAGCGCCUCCCUCCUGGUUCGAGUGGUGGACUCCUGCCCCUGCAACUACCCAGCCAACUGGUACAGCAACAAGCGGUGGUGCUGCGGGGACAUGGACCACAUGGAUAUCUCGGUCUGGGCCUUUGAGAAGCUGGCAGACAAGAAGUGGGGGAUGAUUGGUAUCAAGUACCGCCCUGUGCCCUGCAACUUCGUGCCCGACAACCCGGCCCCCAAGGUGUCCAACCCCACGCCAGGCCAGUACUGGUCCGGCCAGCCGAACUUCAUGGACACAGGCGACCUGAAGACCCCAAAGAUCUGGAACGGGCAGCAGACGCAGCACAUGGUGCAGGGCUGGUCGUUCGGCGACCCCACAGGCAGCAGCAGCAGCGCCAAGGCCUCCUCCUCCUCCUCCGGCACAUCCGCCUCUGCGAGCGCCUCUUCCAAGAGCAGCGCCUCCUCCUCCGCCACCGCAUCCGGCAGCGCCUCCUCAUCUUCUUCCAGCUCCAGCUCCAGCAGGAGCGGCUCCUCCUCCUCAUCAUCAUCAUCCAGCUCCUCAUCUAGCACUCAGGCAGAGACCUUGGCAGUGCACGGCUUUGACGGCCAGCCCGACGCAAACGACGGCAGCGGCACCAAAACCUCCUCCUCCUCCUCUGCCGCCGCUUCCGCCUCCUCACGCGGCUCCGGCGGCGGCAUGCUGAUCUUCCAGGAGCAGCUGCAGAACGGGUGGCAGGAUGCCAGCUACAGCGCCAGCGUGGACUGGGCGGCGGGCCGCUUCGGCGUGUCUGGCGGCAACGCGGUGUGUGCGGAGGUUUGGGGCGGCGGCGCGCUGGCAGUGAAGCACGCCAAGGGCGCCUUCCAGGGCGUAGAUACGCUGGAGUGGUGGGUGAAGACCGACGGCGGCAGGCCCGCCCUCUCUGUCAACCUGGGCGGCGGCUCGAAGCGCUGCUCGCCCCUGUCCCUGCCCUCCCUCAAGGUUCUCAGCAGCAGUGGGCCCUGGUCCAGGUUUGCCGUCCACCUGGGGGACUUUGGCGGCAGCUACUCCGAGUUCAACGGCUGCGGCGGCAACGGCUGGUACGACCUCACCACCCUGGAGCUCCACAACACGGGCAGCGCCAAGCAGCCCGUCUGCCUGGACGGCAUCCGGCUGCUGGCUGCGCUCGAUGCAAGCUCCAGCUGA
This is a messenger RNA of Chlorella variabilis, 1464 nucleotides long. RefSeq lists its product as hypothetical. The coding region runs from base 1 to 1464 and encodes 487 amino acids. The record is from RefSeq and is a predicted model, not a curated record. The transcript is spliced from 12 exons. NCBI's taxonomy places the organism in Eukaryota, Viridiplantae, Chlorophyta, Trebouxiophyceae, Chlorellales, Chlorellaceae. Gene Ontology annotation, biological process: plant-type cell wall organization.